AUGCCGCGCAUUAUUCGGCGCAAACAGAAAGCCGUCCAUGCAAAAAAUGCAGAUGGUACUGAGAGAACCGGAGCAGGAGAAGCAACCACGGAAGGCGCGCGAACGCAACCCGGAAAGCCUCCUAAGAAGCCUCCGUUGACGCACUUCUUAUGCACUCCGCUCGUGAACGACUCUUCGCACGCGCAGUUGGAAGCCUCCCUCCAACGCUUCAGGAACGAUGUCCAAGGCCAACGCACCGGCACGUCUGCCUUGACAUUUAGCGGCUACGAGAUCCCGGGCGGAUCCGAAGUUGGUGCUGCGUCAAGCCGAAACGCCCAAAUAACCGCUUCAACGCCUACUACAGGCGCUGCGGCAGGCAUACCACAUUUGUCCAUAGCUCCAAAAGCUAUCCGUCCGCUAGGGACGAUCCACCUCACCAUCGGCGUCAUGUCCCUUCAGUCACCUGAGAGAGUCCAAGAAGCAGUUUCUCUUCUCCGUUCCCUCGAUCUCAGCAGCAUGCUCCGUCCCGCCGCCUCGACCUCUGCCGCCACGGGAGAUGCUACUCCUAGCCCCUCGGCUUCUGCAUCUCCGCCAAAUCUCAUUCCAGACUUCCAGACCGCCACCUCCAGUGACACCAGCCGCACAGGACACUCCGAAGCGCUUGUGGGCAACGCGUCCCGCAAGCACCAGGGUGGUCUACACGACAUACCUUCCGCCGAAAAGGUCGCGGGCACCGAGACCUGCGGCGCUGAUGUCACACCCACAACCGGCUCCUCCGAGACCGCUACGACCACGCGGCCGGAUGUAACCCUUACCCUUCCAACACCCACCGUAUCGGAUGCAAGAAUUCUAAAAGUGUCACUGAGGAGCCUGCAACCAAUGCAAAAAGCCCAAAAAACAAGCAUUCUAUACGCCGCCCCUGACGACCCAAGCGGGUAUUUGCUAAAGCUAGGAACCGAAUUGAGAAGAGCUUUCACAGAUGCUGGGGUGAUGGUCAAAGACGACCGGCCUUUGAAGCUACAUGCCACGAUUGUGAACACUAUCUACGCCAAGUCUGGUGGGCGGAGAGGGAGGCGGCCGGGGAAAGGUGUGCGGGCACCUCAGGGAGCUGAGAAUUCGGAAGGCGAGAACCCGGAAGACGAGUCACAGCAAGCAGAUGUGGACACGACAGCGGCAGAUCCAGAAAUCCCUAGUGACCUUGUAGAGGUUCCCGGGACAGCGCCUUCGGAGCCAAGCCAUGAUCCAGUCCAGGAAGAGGGGCACGCUACCCGCAGCCAGAACGAAGGGACAAAAGCUCUACCAGAUACUUCCUCAGGUCACGGGCCGGAUGCGAGGGCGCCUCUCAGAUUCGAUGCCACAGCGCUGAUUGAGCGGUACAAGGAUUUUGUGUGGGCGGAGGAAAUCACGAUAGAUAAGGUGGCGAUAUGUAAGAUGGGCGCUAAGAAAACACUCAAUGAGAGAGGUGAGGUGGUAAACGAGGAGUAUGAGGAGGUUGCAAGCGUGGCUUUGUAG
Molecule: messenger RNA, 1491 nt
Organism: Coniosporium apollinis CBS 100218
Lineage: Eukaryota; Fungi; Ascomycota; Dothideomycetes
Exons: 1
Coding region: 1-1491 (496 amino acids)
Biological process (GO): regulation of DNA-templated transcription; DNA alkylation repair
Cellular component (GO): nucleus
Source: RefSeq, a predicted model, not a curated record